Salvia splendens (bonfire salvia) is the source of this 2726-nucleotide messenger RNA. RefSeq lists its product as uncharacterized. Lineage: Eukaryota; Viridiplantae; Streptophyta; Magnoliopsida; Lamiales; Lamiaceae. The coding region runs from base 1830 to 2609 and encodes 259 amino acids. The transcript has 3 exons. The record is from RefSeq and is a predicted model, not a curated record.
UUAAUACUAUUAUAUAUAUCCUUUAUUUUUGUUAAUUAUAUAUUGAUAGUGUACCCCUAAAUAUUUGGGGAAAAAUUAUUAAUAUACAAUUAAUAUUUCAAAAGAGAUAGAAGGAAAUAAAAAUGACACAAAGGUAAAAAAAAGAGAUCAAAUUCGAAAGAUAUUCGGAUUUAAAUUAAAUUUGUAGAAGGAAAUAAAUACAUAAGGUAAAAAAAUUAAAAAAUCAAGCCCUAUUAAUUUUGCCCAAAUUAAAGCCUCCAGAUUCGAUUGAGUUCCUUGACAAAAGCUUUCUCCUCCGAGUCGCCGCUUUGACUGCGUGCAGUGCAGCAUCCGUCGUCUCCGCCUCUCCGGUCUGCUUCAAUCGCCGAGUCGCCAGUUGAGUACUUGAGAAUUUGUUCUCUCUCCUCGGUUCUCCAAAGACAGGAGAGAUACCACAAACUUAUCUACUUUGAAAAGGAAAUUAAAAAUAAUGAGGAAACAAUCCGAUCUUCGACAAUUUAUCUCCAAAAAGAGAAAAUCUCGUGAUAGUGUAAGCUCUCCGACUUCUAGCUCUCGAGCUGCAAACCCUCUUGCUUCAAACUCUCCAGCUUCAAGCACUCCUGCUUUAAUUGAUAAUGUGUCUCCUUCAAAUGCUAGUGUGUCAUCUCUCGAGAAAGAAUUGAUUUAUGAUGUUGAAUACGUUCCUCAAGAUCCUGGGAAAAGAAAAGACAUAAUGGAGUAUCCUCCACAUGAGCGAGAUGCAGUUAGAAGAGCCUAUAUUCUUAGAAAACCUUGUCAACCAAAAAAUCAUAAAUUUCCUCGAAAAGAAAUUGGAGGUUCGCGUCGAUUUAUGACUUCAUGGUAUGAUAAAUGGGAUUGGCUUGAAUAUAGCAUGGAAGAAGAUGUUGCAUUUUGUUUUGUUUGCUACUUGUUCAAGAAUGAAGUUGGACUUAAUGCGGGGGGAGACGCGUUUGUGAAUAAAGGAUUUAAGUCAUCGAAUAAGCCAGAUAGAUUUAUUAAACAUAUUGGUGGGGUCAGAAGUGCUCAUACUCGUGCUUAUGAGAAGUAUGUGAACCUAAGGGACGGCAAAAAAAUAAUCGAUUCUUGUUUCUUUAGAUAAUGUCAGUGAAGUGAUUAAAAGAGAGUAUGAUAUUCGCUUGAGGGCUUCAAUUUCUUGUUUACGUUAUCUAUUGCGACAAGGCUUGGCAUUUCAUGGGCAUAGAGAAAGUGAAGAAUCCCUUAACAUGGGAAAUUUUCUUGAACUCUUGAAAUGGUCGAGGACACGUAAUGAAAUUAUUUCAAAAGUGACUAUGGAAAAUGCACCUGGAAAUUGUCAAUUGAUAUCUCCAAUUAUUCAAAAGGAUACUAUCAAUUGUUGUGCUAAAGAAACAACUAAGUGAAUUGUGGAUGAUCUUGGUGAGGACUGCUUUGCUAUAUUAGUCGAUGAAUCAAGCGAUGCGUCGCAAAAGGAACAAUUAGCCCUUUGCAUGCGCUAUGUUGAAAAAAAGUGGAAAGGUAGUUGAACGAUUCAUUGGUCUUGUGCAUGUCACUGAUACGACAACUUUGUCUCUUAGAAGUGUAAUUUUAGCUUUGUUUUCUGAACAUUCGCUGAGUCUAUCUAAGAUUCGAGGACAAGGAUAUGAUGGUGCUAGUAACAUGAAGGGUGAGAUACAUGGACUUAAGACUUUGAUUAUGGAAGAUACUCCAAGUGCUUACUACAUCCACUGCUUUGCGCACCAGCUUCAACUAACUCUUGUAGCCAUUCCAAAAGGAACGAUGAGUGUAUUUGGCUUUUUGAUACUAUUGCAAUUUUGUUGAACGUAAUUGGAGUUUCUUGUAAGAUAAGGGAAAUGAUUCGUGAAAUUCAAGCACAAAAAAUCGCUAAAGCCUUAGAGAUUGACGAACUUGAAACAGGGACGGGGUUGAAUCAAGAACUUGGUUUGAAAAGUCCUGGAGGCACUCGUUGGAGUUCUCACUACAAGACUCUUUUGAAUGUCAUGGACUUGUUUUCUGCAAUUGUUAACGUUCUAGUGAUAAUUGGGAAGAAGGGUUCUUCAGAUGAUAAGGCAAAAGCUCAAGGCGUUUUGUACUCAAUAGAGUCAUUUGAUUUUAUUUUUAUGGCACAGCUAAUGACCACUAUAUUUGGGUACACUAAUGAUUUGUGUCUUGCUUUACAAAGAAGGGAUCAAUAUAUUAUUAAUACUAUGAGGCUCGUCACUUUAACCAAGGACCAGUUACAGAAAAUGAGGGAUGUCGGAUGGGAGAUUCAACUGAAUAAGGUAAUCUCAAUUUGCAACAAUCUUGGCAUUGUUGUUCCAGAUAUGGAAGCUCAAUAUAUCCCUCAAGGAAGAUCAAAGCGUUUUGUUCAUGAUGUUUCGUAUCUCCAUCAUUUUUGGGUUGAUGUGUUUAUGAAGGUAAUUGAUUUAUUACUUCAAGAACUUGAUAACCGAUUUGAUGAGGUCAAUAUGGAGUUGAUUAGGUGCAUGGCUUGCUUCUAUCCUAAAGAUAACUUCUCUUCUUUUGACAAGGAAAAGGUUAACAUGAUAUUAUACGAAACACUGGGGCUAUACACCCCGGCCACUAAUAUUCUAAGGAGAAUAGGCAGCAGAGUGAAGUUGGGAAAGUACUAGUUUCCUGCAAACAUGAAAUUUUCUAUUCCGCCUCUAGCCAUCCACCGGAAUCCUGACAUAUGGGGUCAAGACGUUCACCUUCUCAAACCGGAAAGAUUUUCUGAAGGGAUGGCUAAG